GCUCCCUCCUGUCAUCUUGCCCUGCUCUGGCUACUCUGCCGUCAUCUCUGCCCCGCAGUGCCACCUCUCCUCCGAGCCUCCUCGGAGCUGAGCUGCUCUCUUCCUCCCCUGCUCGGGCUGCUCUCCCUUUGUUCCAUCGGACUUGGUGAGACUCCGGAAAGAUACAGACUGAGGCGGUCACUCGCCCCGCCGGUGGCUCCUCUAACCAGCCCCAGGCACUGACCCUUAGUCUGCCUGCCCCCCACUCUUUCAAAACCUCGAUCUGGCCCCUGGGGGCAGGAGGGGAUGAGGUGGAACUGGAUGCGGUCACUGAUUUGCAGCAGCCAAGGGAUGACAGCUGGAGGGGCGUCCUUGACCUUCCCAACCGAGGGAUAGCUCCGGAUCAACUGUUUGCGAAGUCGAUGAGCCGGAAACUGGAGACUCAAUGGGCACCGGGCGGACUGGGGGGGCGGGGAGUAGGUGGAUGUUGGCGCCCCGAACCCCCGCCUCCGCCCUCGAGGUCCCCGGUCCGGGGGGAUUUAUAAUGAGCGGGUUCCGCAGCCAAGCUCAGGGGUCUGGCGGCCACCUCGAAGGAGAAAGAGAAGGCGGAGGAAGAGGAAGAGGAAGGAGGACUGAGGACUCCGCUUGGAGCUGAAAUUCAGUCAGCUAGCAUCUCGCCUAGCUCAGGCGACAAAACCCAGGACUGAGCGGGGCCGGGAGAACGGCCUACGGCUCCCUAGUGAGGCUUUCUCUGGCUCUCCUUCGGUCUGCAGCCUCCAGUCCCCAUGGCCAGAGGAGUCGGGGCCCUCGCGGUCCUCGCUGCCUUCUUGAUCCAAGGCUCCUCUUCGCUCUCGGUUCCGCAGAGGACUGAACGCCACGUGGACGGCGCCUUCACCAGCGAGCUGAGCCGCCUUAGGGAGAGUGCUUUCGUUCAGAGCCUGGUCCGCUCGCUGGUCGGCCUGGGGCCCAGGACCCAGAGACACUCGGAUGGCACCUUCACCAGCGAGCUCAGUAAAAUAAGAGGAACCGCCAAGGUGCGCCGGCUUAUCCAGCCGCAGGUGGUUAAGCGCAGCUCAGUGAGAAUCCCCGAAAAGGCCACUGGAAGGAGCUUAGGGAGGGGAAAUGGGCCCCUGGCCCCCUCCUGGAAGGAUUCACUUUGCCUGAAGUGGCUGCAUCUGUGCCUCCCACAGGACGGAGCCGUGCUUCGAGGGAGAUCCAUCAGGAGUCCCUGUCCCUUGCUGUGCAAAGUCAUUCCUUGGCCAGAGGCUGAGCCUGAAAGGAAGGGAGCCUUGGCAUGGGAGGGGCCUCAAAGCCAAAGAAAUUGGCAGCUCUGA
Dromiciops gliroides (monito del monte) is the source of this 1313-nucleotide messenger RNA. RefSeq names its product secretin (gene SCT). Lineage: Eukaryota; Metazoa; Chordata; Mammalia; Microbiotheria; Microbiotheriidae. Gene Ontology annotation, molecular function: hormone activity. The coding region runs from base 765 to 1313 and encodes 182 amino acids. The record is from RefSeq and is a predicted model, not a curated record. The transcript is spliced from 6 exons. Gene Ontology annotation, biological process: negative regulation of gastrin-induced gastric acid secretion; positive regulation of pancreatic juice secretion; brain development. Gene Ontology annotation, cellular component: extracellular region.